Molecule: messenger RNA, 736 nt
Organism: Saccostrea cuccullata (small rock oyster)
Lineage: Eukaryota; Metazoa; Mollusca; Bivalvia; Ostreida; Ostreidae
Exons: 2
Coding region: 188-736 (182 amino acids)
Source: RefSeq, a predicted model, not a curated record
GUGGGAGAGGUUGUGAGACUUGCAGUGCUACCCAGUAUUGGGAUGGUGGGAGGGGUUGUGAGACUUGCAGUGCUACCCAGUAUUGGGAUGGUGGGAGGGGUUGUGAGACUUGCAGUGCUACCCAGUAUUGGGAGAUGGUGGGAGGGGUUGUGAGACUUGCAGUGCUAGCCAGUAUUGGGAUGGUGGGAUGGGUUGUGAGACUUGCAGUGCUAGCCAGUAUUGGGAUGGUGGGAGGGGUUGUGAGACUUGCAGUGCUAGCCAGUAUUGGGAUGGUGGGAGGGGUUGUGAGACUUGCAGUGCUAGCCAGUAUUGGGAUGGUGGGAGGGUUGUGAGACUUGCAGUGCUACCCAGUAUUGGGAUGGUGGGAGGGGUUGUGAGACUUGCAGUGCUAGCCAGUAUUGGGAUGGUGGGAGGGGUUGUGAGACUUGCAGUGCUAGCCAGUAUUGGGAUGGUGGGAGGGGUUGUGAGACUUGCAGUGCUAGCCAGUAUUGGGAUGGUGGGAGGGGUUGUGAGACUUGCAGUGCUAGCCAGUAUUGGGAUGGUGGGAGGGGUUGUGAGACUUGCAGUGCUAGCCAGUAUUGGGAUGGUGGGAGGGGUUGUGAGACUUGCAGUGCUAGCCAGUAUUGGGAUGGUGGGAGGGGUUGUGAGACUUGCAGUGCUAGCCAGUAUUGGGAUGGUGGGAGGGGUUGUGAGACUUGCAGUGCUACCCAGUAUUGGGAUAGUGGGAGGGUUGUGA